UGGAGUGUGAGGAAGACGGACGACACGAGGUGGCGGAUGUACGUGCGCGAAUCGCACGGUCCGGGGAAAAUCGCACGGUAAAGCGCGAAAACCGAGUUUGCAGACGGAAAAAAAGGACACCUAGCAGAUAAGAGACUGCUGAAUAAAAUAAACAUGAAUGAACUCUAUGUGGGGAGUGCAGGGUGAGAGUGGCUCGGCCUGCGUGCGUUCCCGUGAGAGACAAAGGACACCGCAAGUUCUCUUCAUCUCAGUGCUUAACGGUUUGUAACGCGAAUACUCGUGUGCAGUGCGUGAGAACCGGAGAAACUAAGACUACGCAAUCCGGCAGGAGAGACCGGAGGCCUCGUGGAGACUUCUACUGCAUCUUUUCCUUGUUUACAUCGUUGGCUGGUGGAUGUUUCACUUUUGAGUUUCCCUGUUCCGUUGGAUUGCGUGAGUAUUACAGUAUAAAGUGUUCAUUCGUUCACCUGAGCUCCAACGAAGUGCACCACCAAGACAUUUAAAAUCCCAGCUGGGUAACAUUACAUUUGGGGGAUUUUGGUUUGUUUUAUUUACACUUGUUUGAGAGAAUAAAUGUUUGUUUAUUGUUUCUACAAUUUAAUCUUCUGUGUUUUCUUGUUUAAAGGAAGAGAUUGGACUUUUUUAAGUUUUUGAAGUGUGGUACAAAUACCUUCAUUAUUAUUAUUGGUUAUCAUUAAUUAUUGUGAGUGAUAGAGGAGAACAAUUAAAGGAACACUGAAGUCUGAAGCCCGAGGUUAAAUACAGCAGUUUGAGUAACUUUGGUAAUACAUAUCACACCUUCGGUAAAUUUAGAUGUGCCUCUCACGUGUAAAGUUAUAUCCCUAGACAGAUUUGAGUCAGUUAAUCAGUGAGAGGGCUACAUAUAUAUAAUAAGAGAACAGAACUUUCUCUGAAUGUGUAUAAAACUAAAGAGUCUCUACUUCCUACGAAGGCUGAGAAAGGCACAUCUCCUUCCCCCCAUCCUGACCAUGUUCUACAGAGGGACCAUUGAGAGCAUUCUGAGCAGCUGCAUCACUGUCUGGUUUGGGAACUGUACGAUCUCGGAUCGCAAAACCCUGCAGCAGAUAGUGAGGACAGCUGAGAAGAUCAUUGGGGUCUCUCUUCCCUCAAUCAUGGACACUUACACCACGCACUGCAUCCGCAAAGCCAACAGCAUUGUGGAUGACCCCACACACCCCUCACACACACUCUUCACCCUCCUGUUGUCUGGAAAAAGAUCUCUGUAGCUGUGUGAAGUCCCCUCCUGCUUUAAACUCUCCACAAUCGUCCUGUUCCCCAAGAAACCCUCCAUCACUGGACUGAAUGACUACAGGCCUGUUGCUCUGACAUCUGUUGUCAUGAAGGCCUUUGAACAGCUGGUAUUGGCCCACCUAAAGACUGUCAUGGAACAGAUGCUGGAUCCCCUACAGUUUGCCUGCCGUGCAAACAGGUCAGUGGAGGACGCAGUCAACAUUGGUCUGCACUACAUUCUGCAACACCUGGACUGCCCAGGGACAUACGCCUGGAUUCGUUUUGUUGACUUUAGUUUGGCUUUUAAUACUAUAAUUCUGGAAAUUCUCCACUCCAAACUCCUAAGGCUCACUAUUCCCUCUUCUAUCUGUCAGUGGAUCACCAGCUUCCUGACAGACAGGAAACAACAGGUGAGACUGGGAGGUGUCACCUCCAGCAUUCGGACAAUCAGCACUGGCGCUCCACAGGGAUGUGUCCUCUCCCCACUGCUAUUCUCCCUCUACACUAAUGACUGCACUUUCAAGUGACCCAACUGUUAAACUCCUGACGUUUGCAGAUGAUACUACGCUCAUCGGUCUCAUCCAAGAUGGCGAUGAAUCUGCAGACCAACAGGAGGUGAAGUGGCUGAUGCUAUGGUGCAGUCAGAACAGUCUGGAGCUAAACACCCUCAAAACUGUGGAGAUGAUAGUGGACUUUAGGAAAGACCCCUCAACAUUACUCCCCCUCACAAUAUCCAACAGCCCGGUGUCAUCUGUGGGGGCCUUCAAGUUUCUGAGCACUACCAUUUCCCAAGACCUGAAAUGGGAGUGUAACAUAAACUCUAUCAUGAAAAAGGCCCAGCAGAGGAUGUACUUUCUACGUCAAUUAAGGAAGUAUGUUCUGCCACAGGAGCUGUUGAUGUUCUACACUGCAGUCAUAGAAUCUGUCCUGUGCACAUCCAUCACCAUCUGGUUUGGUGCAGCAACAAAACAGGACAGAAACAGACUGCAACGCACAGUAAAAACAGCAGAAAAAAUAAUUGACGCCCCCCUGCCCACUCUCCAGGACUUGUAUGACACAAGAACCAGAAACCGAGCAGGAAAAAUCACUACUGACCCUUCGCACCCUGGUCAUAACCUCUUUCAGCUCCUCCCUUCUGGAAGGUGCUACAGAACUUUGCUUACUAAAACUGCCAGACACAGGAACCGUUUCUUUCCCCAGGCAAUUACCCUGAUCAACAACUCACCAUAAUUAUAUUCACUGCUUAUUAUCAUAAGUACUGCAUUAUCAGGACUGUCAGUCAUCACAUCAUCUGUAUAUAUUACACACACUACUGCUGCUGUAUAUUGUACAAAAAGCAUAAUAUUGCACAGUAUUGUUAUUUGCACUCCCACACUUUAUGUACAUAACUGAUCGUUCAUAUUCCAUAUUCAUAUUUUAUAUAUUUUAUUUAUUCUAUAUUAAUAUUUUAUACUCAUUCUGUCUAUAUUGUAUCUCAUCGUCUGCAUUGUUUUCUUAUAUAGUAUAGUGUUAUUUAUGUCUGUACCUUUGAGAGUCACAAACUGCUGGAACCAAAUUCCUUGUGUGUGUCAACACACUUGGCCAAUAAAUCUGAUUCUGAUUCUGA
Molecule: messenger RNA, 2857 nt
Organism: Tachysurus vachellii
Lineage: Eukaryota; Metazoa; Chordata; Actinopteri; Siluriformes; Bagridae
Exons: 2
Coding region: 1759-2481 (240 amino acids)
Molecular function (GO): methyltransferase activity; 2-oxoglutarate-dependent dioxygenase activity
Source: RefSeq, a predicted model, not a curated record